GCGGGGUCUAGAAUGGGGGCGGGACUUCCUUCCCAACGGAAAGGCGUGCGUGAGCGCAAGCCCCUCCCCGGAACUGCGGUGGACGCGGCUGAGGAGGGCUGGUGCAGCAGUGUCUGAGGUGGUUGGUCGGCGUCCCUCUACGGAUCUAUUUUUCUCGGCCUUUCUGAAAGGGGAGAACGUGGCUCGAGUUCCAGUCUGAUGACUUGUUCAUAGGUCACUUGUUUUUAAAUCACUUAAAAGCAACCAUGAAGCUGAAAGAGAAAAAAUCGAGGCCAGAGCCACCAAACUAUGGCAGAAUUCAGAGGAAGGGCAUCAGAGUUGUGGGAAAAUGGAAGCAGGUGAAGAUUGACCCAAAUAUGUUUGCAAACGGACAGAUGGAUGACUUGGUGUGCUUUGAGGAACUGACGGAUUAUCAGUUGGUCUCCUCUGGGGAGGGUUCCUCCAGUCUCUUCUCAAAGGAGGAGCCCAAGAAGAGAAAGUCACAAGCUGUUUCAGAAGGAGAGGAGGAAGGAGAGUCUACCUCCUCAAAGAAGAAGAUGAAGUUGAAGAAGAGUAGAGCUGUGGAAACUGAAGGAAGCAGUGCCCAGAAAGUGUUUGAGGGCAAAGAUACUGAGCCAGGGCCCCAGGGAGAUGGCACAGUUUGUCCUGAUCCAGAGGUAGGGGAGAUGGCAUCAGAAAGCCCGGCCCAGAUGGUUCCAAAAAAGAAGAACAAGAAAGGGAAAAAAAAAUCAGAGCCUCCCCAGGGUACUACUCCAAAGGUGCCCAAAAGAGCAAAGACGUGGAUGCCUGAAAUGCGUGAUCACAAGGCAGACGUAUCAGCUUGGAAGGAUCUGUUUGUACCCAAGCCAGUUCUCCGAGGGCUCAGCUUCCUAGGCUUCUCUGCGCCCACACCAGUCCAAGCUCUGACCUUGGCACCUGCCAUUCGUGACAAACUGGACAUCCUUGGGGCUGCUGAGACAGGAAGUGGGAAAACUCUUGCCUUUGCCAUUCCAAUGAUUCAUGCGGUGCUGCAGUGGCAGGUGAAGAAGAAGCCUAUCCCAGCUCUAAGAAACACAGGAGCACCACUUGGGAAGACCAGUAAUGAGGCUGGAGUUGAGACAGGAUCACCAGGCAGGGCUGGAACUGAGUCUGGAGCUUUGCCUGCUGAGAUUGGAAUUGAGGGUGAAGCACUGCCCAGUGAGGCUGGAGCGAAGGCUAGAGCACCACGCAGCCAGGCAAGAGCCAAGAUUGGAGCUACAGUCUCAAACCAGGUGCUGCCCUCCUGUGAUGAUGAUGAUGAUGAUGAUGAUGAUGAUGAUGAUGAUGAUGCCGGUGAAGGACCUUCUUCCCUGAUCAGGGAGACGCCCAUUCCCAAACAGGAUGAAAACAAGGAGGACAAGCUUGAUGAAGAGCAGACUAGAAAGUUCAAACAAGAAUUGGGUGGCAGAAUUGCACAUCCAAGGCGUCCUUUGCUUGGACUGGUUCUGACUCCCACUCGAGAGCUAGCCGUUCAAGUCAAACAACACAUUGAUGCUGUGGCCAAGUUUACAGGCAUUAAAACUGCUAUUUUGGUUGGUGGAAUGUCCACACAGAAACAGCAGAGGAUGCUGAACCGUCAGCCUGAGAUUGUGAUUGCCACUCCAGGCCGGCUGUGGGAGCUAGUUAAAGAAAAGCACCCUCAUUUGAGCAACCUUCGGCAGCUCAGGUGCCUGGUGGUCGAUGAGGCUGACCGCAUGGUUGAGAAAGGCCACUUUGCUGAGCUCUCAAAGCUGCUAGAGAUGCUCAGUGAUUCCCAGUACAACCCAAAGAGACAGACACUUGUUUUUUCGGCCACGCUGACCCUGGUACAUCAAGCUCCUGCUCGAAUCCUUCACAAGAAGCACGCUAAGAAAAUUGACAAAACUGCCAAACUUGACCUCCUCAUGCAGAAGAUUGGCAUGAGGGGCAAGCCCAAGGUCAUCGACCUUACAAGAAAGGAGGCCACGGUAGAGACACUUACAAAGACCAAGAUCCAUUGUGAGACUGAUGAGAAAGACUUAUAUCUGUACUACUUCCUGAUGCAGUAUGCAGGCCGCACCUUAGUGUUUGCCAACAGUAUCUCCUGCAUCAAACGCCUCUCUGGGCUCCUCAAAGUCCUGGAUAUCAUGCCACUGACCCUACAUGCCUGCAUGCACCAGAAGCAGAGGCUCAGAAACCUGGAGCAGUUUGCCCAUCUGGAGGAUUGUGUUCUCCUGGCAACAGAUGUGGCAGCUCGGGGCCUGGAUAUUCCUAAAGUCCAGCAUGUCAUCCAUUACCAGGGCUGCUGUCACUGUGACCAGAGAUAGUGGUGUCCUUGGCUCUGCACCUAGUGUUCCCACACUGCCUCCAAGAUGUCAGCUAAAGCCAUAGAGAGCGGGGGAGGAGAUGCCAUUGACCCCUUCCGGCCGGAAUCCCC
This is a messenger RNA of Balaenoptera acutorostrata (minke whale), 2413 nucleotides long. Its product is annotated as ATP-dependent RNA helicase DDX24-like. The transcript has 9 exons. Lineage: Eukaryota; Metazoa; Chordata; Mammalia; Artiodactyla; Balaenopteridae. Gene Ontology annotation, molecular function: RNA helicase activity; ATP binding; nucleic acid binding. The record is from RefSeq and is a predicted model, not a curated record. Gene Ontology annotation, cellular component: nucleolus. The coding region runs from base 246 to 2303 and encodes 685 amino acids.